GGUAGCAGCCUGCCCCGCGAGCCCCUCGGGCACGUCACUUCCUCGCAAACUUUCCCGAGGAAAUGUCUCUGCACCAGGCGCUUCGUCUCCGAGCCGCCCCCUGAGCAUCCCCGCGCCCCGCACCAUGGCCCGGCCGGCGGGCGCGGGCUGAGCCGCCCCUGCGCCCCCGCCCGGCCCCGGCAUGGCCCGCGACUGCGCCGCCCGCAGCCUGGACACCAUCGACCUGGCCACCCUGAGGGAUCCGGCAGGGAUAUUUGAACUGGUGCAAGUUGUUGGAAAUGGGACGUAUGGACAAGUCUAUAAGGGCCGCCAUGUUAAGACUGGACAACUUGCAGCAAUCAAGGUGAUGAACGUUACGGAGAAUGAGGAGGAAGAAAUCAAGCUGGAAAUAAACAUGUUAAAAAAAUAUUCUCAUCACCGCAAUAUUGCCACAUAUUAUGGAGCAUUUGUCAAGAAGAGUCCUGCGGGUCAGGAUGAUCAGCUCUGGCUGGUGAUGGAGUAUUGUGGAGCUGGGUCGGUGACAGAUUUGGUUAAGAAGACCAAAGGAAACUGUUUCAAGGAAGACUGGAUUGCCUACAUCUGCAGAGAAGUUCUCAGGGGCUUGGCGCACCUUCACGCCCACCACGUUAUCCACCGAGACAUUAAAGGGCAGAACGUUCUCCUCACGGAAAAUGCAGAAGUAAAGCUCGUGGAUUUUGGGGUAAGCGCUCAGCUGGACAGGACGAUUGGAAGACGAAAUACCUUCAUUGGGACACCCUACUGGAUGGCUCCUGAGGUCAUAGCUUGUGAGGAGAACCCAGACUCCACUUACGAUUACAGGAGCGACCUUUGGUCUCUGGGAAUCACGGCUAUAGAGAUGGCUGAAGGAGCUCCCCCUUUGUGUGACAUGCAUCCCAUGAGAGCCCUCUUUCUCAUCCCACGCAACCCACCCCCAAAACUGAAAUCCAGGAAAUGGUCAAAAAAGUUUCUUAAUUUUGUUGAAAGCUGCCUCGUGAAAAAUUACGUGCAUCGUCCCUCCACUGAAACCUUGCUCAAACAUUCAUUUAUUCGAGAUAUGCAAAAUGAGCGGCAAGUGCGCAUCAUGCUGAAAGACCAUCUGGACAGGACCAGGAAAAAGAAAGGGGACAGGGAAGAAACAGACUAUGAUUACAGUGGGAGUGAAGAAGAGGAUGAUGAGCUGAAUGAAGAUGAAGGAGAACCAAGCUCCAUAGUUAACCUCCCUGGUGAGUCCACCCUCCGUCGAGAAUUUCUGAGGCUGCAGCAGGAGAACAAGAGCCGUUCUGACCCUCACCACCAGCCACAGCUCCAGCAGCAGCAGCUGAAGGACCAGGAGAAAUAUAAAAAGCAGCUGCUGACAGAGCGACAGAAGCGGAUUGAACAACAAAAAGAGCAGAGGAAGAGACUGGAGGAUCAUCAGAGAGAACAAGAGCUCCGAAGGCAGCAGGAGUGUGAGCAGAGAUGGCCAGAGAUUAAGGCAGUUCAGAGGAGAGAUGAGACAUGUAAAGAGGAGAAGAGACUUGUAGAAGAUGAGCGGUGCAUGGUAGAUGGGCAGAGGAGACCAGAAAGGAAGCAGAAAAAGGUGGAAGAAGCACAGCACAAUAAGAAGAUUCAGCGGACACUGCCAAAAGACCAGACACAGCUGCUGUCUCUCCAACAUGACCACAAGCAAAAGAACAAAGCACCUCCAAAGGGUUCAAGUGCAGCAGUGCACCCUCCCCCAAGCAGCACCAGCAAAGAGGCUGAGGACAGAAAGAAGAAGAGCGAUGGCAUCCAGACUUCCCUCAACUGGCCCACUGUCCUUGGGCAUGAAGCCAUCCCGUAUAGUCGAAUGGGCUCCGGCAGUAGUUCCAGCCCUUGCACUCCAGCUUUGCAAAGAGCAGUACUCACGCAGGGUGAAAACCUCCGGAGUAGCAAAGAAGCGUACCAUAGCAGUUCUCUGUCAGACAUGGUGGUAACACCAGUAAGCCUUGGGCAGGACGAUGUAUUCUGGAGUGCAGGCCAAAACGAAGAGCAGCCCCCAAAGGUUCCAGAAAGAACAACCUCUAAAUGUUACCGGGAUCACGUGGGCCAUCAAAGAUGUCCUUCAAGCAGUGCCCACCAGCCGUCCCUGGGGGGACAUGCUCUGAAACUAAGCAGCAGCAGCUCUCCGACCAGCAAGCAAUGGGAGGUGGGAUCUCAACAGAGCAACAGAUCAGCCUCAGGGAAUCAAGGACUGUCCAAGGCAGAGAAGCCCCUGUCCCCCAACCACGUGCAGCGGUGCAAGAAGUCUGAAAACACCCCUCAUCUGACCCAGAGUCCAGGCUUCUUUGCCAAGGGAAAGGACGGCGCCAACUCGUUCUGGAAAGCAGCAGAAUAUUCAUCAUCGAGUGAUGAAGUAGGCAGCAGUGAUGAUGAUGAUGUAAAUCACACAAGGCAACCGCUAAGUAAUAGAGCGGCAGAUUUCUCAAGGACAAGAGCUCCGGAUGGGAUUGAACUGAAACCUCAAAGCAUCGUUGUGGAGCAGAAGGAUAAAUUUGGAGCGAAACAAAGUUCCAGCACCCACGAAGGGCUUUGGAGCAUAAACAACCAGAACUAUCUCCUGCCAGAUCUCCUCCAGCAAAGCCAGAUUUCUGACUCCUCAGCAAACCAGCAAAAGGUUACGCAGAAUAGUCAGGGAGCCCAGAACAAAUCCGUGAAUAAUAAGGCAUCAAGCAGUGAAAGCACCCCCUCAAAAAGCAGUACAUCAUCUACAGCAUCAUUUACUUCAUUCAUAGACCCUCGGCUUCUACAAAUCUCCCCUCCCACCAGUCCCGUGGGAUCAACAUGUAGUUCUCCAUCUAGUGCAAAACCAGAACCUGUCAGGAGAGAAAACGCAAGGAAAGGCUCUGUUGUCAACGUCAACCCGACCAAUAUCCGUCCACAGAGCGACAGUCCAGAAAUUCGCAAAUACAAGAAGAAAUUUAACUCGGAGAUCCUUUGUGCUGCUUUGUGGGGAGUAAACUUACUAGUGGGCACGGAGAAUGGGCUGUGGCUGCUGGACAGAAGUGGUCAAGGACGAGUUUACUCACUGAUUUCAAGGAGACGAUUCCAGCAAAUGGAUGUUCUGGAAGGACUCAAUGUGCUAAUUACCAUCUCAGGUAAAAAGAAUAAGCUGCGGGUUUAUUAUUUAUCAUGGUUAAGAAACAAGAUUUUGCACAACGAUCCGGAAGUGGAGAAGCGACAAGGCUGGGUGUCCGUGGGAGACUUGGAAGGCUGCGUACACUACAAAGUCGUGAAAUAUGAGAGAAUCAAAUUUCUUGUUGUUGCUUUGAAAAACUCCGUCGAAGUCUAUGCUUGGGCUCCAAAGCCGUAUCACAAAUUUAUGGCUUUCAAGUCCUUCACUUCACUUCAUCACAAACCACUGUCAGUGGACCUGACAGUUGAAAAUGGACAACGGUUAAAAGUGAUCUAUGGCUCGUUAGUAGGAUUUCACGCCAUUGAUGUGGACUCGGGAUUUGUGUACGACCUGUACUUGCCGACCCACAUCCAGGGAAUUAUUCGCCCACAUGCCAUUAUCAUCCUCCCCAAUACUAACGGAACAGAACUUUUACUCGCCUAUGAAGAUGAAGGAGUCUACAUUGAUAUAUAUGGGCACUUCACAAAAGAAACUGUUUUACAGUGGGGGGAGAUGCCAGCCUCUGUAGCUUAUCUUCAGUCUAACCAGGCCAUGGGCUGGGGAGAGAAAGCUAUUGAACUGCGCUCUGUGGAAACAGGAAAUCUGGAAGGCGUAUUUAUGCACAAGAAAGCACAGAAGCUAAAAUUUCUGUGUGAAAGAAAUGACAAGGUGUUCUUUGCGUCUGUACAAUCAGGAGGCUGCAGUCAAAUUUACUUUAUGACACUUGGUCAAAACAUACUAUUCAACUGGUAAAUCAUCUCAGAACGAAGGAUGCUUUGAAGUUCCCAGCAGAUAGAAGCAGCGUCAAAAGUUUGGAGGUUAUGCACACAUAUUUGCACUUUUUACUUACAAGAAUCUCGUUGUUAUUAACUUUCAACAUUCAUAUUCCUUCAGUCAGGAAGAAAUUCCAUUUUCCUGUCAAAUUAUUGCAAAAGUGUUUCUUUCCAUCUACGAAAAACAUGGUGCAAACCAAGACUGAAUUCACAAUGUAGCAAAUAGCAACUGUAAUGAAAAAUGUAGUGAAUAUAACAGGCUCCUGCACUCUGACAAGUGUACAUGUUUUGCACAGAUAUUGUAAUUUUAUUAUUUUGAACUGAAAUCUUUCUCUUUGGACGCAAUAUCUGCAGUAUCAAAUAUCUGUAUUGAGUUGUGAGUUAGAAUCUACUUGAUUUUGAAUUGUUUCUAGCUUGCUUGACUUUCUUUUAACCAAAUUAUUACUGUCCAAGUCUCACUAGUGAGCUAGCAACACACAAAGGGGCUUAGCGCACACUUGGGCAUUCAGGGAUAGAUGCAUGCCCUGGGUGUGGAUGUGCUUUGCUGCAGAGCUUUGUAGAAUCAGCUACUGGAUACAUAGGCAUCAGCCCAGGAGCAGAUUUUACAAAAUGCAUAGGGCUGACUCUGUUAAUCUCUCAAGACAGGAUGCCUUAGUCCUUAGACACAGUUACUGUAGAAUGUAUUUGUAAAGAGAAUUUAAAUAGCAGUUUAUCAGAACCAAUAAACACAGGGCAUCAUGGACAUUUAUAGACGUGCUCCAGGAGUUGGGAGGGGGGAGUGUGCUCUGAUUAGAUCAGCUUCAAGAACCUCUCUAAUUAAAGCACCCAGAGCAUCACAUGUAUCAGGGACCCCGUACUGAAAAAUGGCAGCGGGGACGUUUUAACUAAAUCUCAUUGAACAAGCUUUAGUUAAAGGGCCCCUGCUGCCAUUUUUCAGUGCGGGGAUACUGAUACACAUCAUGCUGGAGUCUACUGGAGUACAGUUAUUGCCACGCUCCAGCAGACUCAAUUAAUCAAAUCUUCUCCAACGUGCAGUAAUUACAGCAUGUCGGAGCAGCCUCGCUGCACGUGUAUAGGUGCCUAUUAGGCCUCUGACUGUUACUUAUACAAGCAGAUUCAUUCCAUGUGAGAUGAUGUCAACAGCGCUAUUCAUGGAUGCCAGGGUGCCCAGUCAGGGACCCUUUCUUUACAUGAUUCUCAUACCCGCUUGUUCAAUAUCAGAACCUGCAUUUCCUAGUUUGUAAAUAUAAGUCUUUCCAAAGUGGAUGCCAUGGUUAACGAAUGUAUUCUUAAUAUAGUUAUAAAUUUAUCCAAAGAGCCAAUUUAUUAUAAAUAGAAAAGAUAAAUAAUUUCAGGCACUCUUUCUAUACUAAUUCCUUCUAAAUAAAGCCACAUCUACUGAUGGCAUUGAUUUGAGUGCUUCUGUUAUAAAGCUAUUCUCAGGGGCUAAUAUCUUGGCCAUCAAGUAUAUAGACAUACUAAUGCGGAACCUUAAGGUUUAAAUGCACAAUCAUUAGUUAGCUAAUGUUCAUGCAGUGCUUUCAAAAUGUAAAGCGUUAUAUAAGUGCAAAAUAUUAUAUAUGAUAAACUGGACAUGCACCUCAGUCCAGAAGUGAUCCAGUGUAGAGCAUACUGUAGGUAAAAGGAAAAAAAUAAAUAAGAUAGUUAACAGCAGUAUUUAAAAAUAAUUAUUUUUUCAUUUGAAAUCUGUAAUACUGAAAGGUGCCUAGAAAAUGGUUCUGGAAUAGCUAGUCUUCUACCUCUAUGAUGAUGAUUCAGAAUUGGGUAGGUAGGUAACAAUGAAGAGUGAAGCUUGUUACCAACCGGUGGCAGUUUUGCAACCAAUGUGAAUUGAGGUUGCAGUCACAGUCUAGUUAGACCAGGGUUCAUGUUGCAGAACCAUCUCCAGAACUGGCAGCAGAGAAGCCAAAGACGGGUUGAGUGUGGAGGCUAAUCAGUAUUCUUGUCCCUCAUAGUGGUCUUCCAGGGACCAGGGGCUGGACAGUGUUAGGGAAGCCAUCCCUGCUGCUGUCCAUAUGCUUCAGCUAGAGGAUUGUGGUUUCCAAAGCUGUCAACCCAGCACACGUCAUGAUUAUUAGUUUUGCCUCUGACCAUAUAGUGAGUGUUAUACACAUUAAAUAUGCUUAUGUCAAAAAGUUUGAAUGACCAAAUUGUCCAAACCAAAGGCCAGGCUCAGAAUGUGCAUGCAGCUGCAUGCCCAAAUGGCUGCUUGAACACCCAAAUUGAAGUUCUCCUCAGCGUUGGGUUGCCCAUGGGUGGACUGCUGUGCCAAGCCAGAACCACGUUAAAAGCAGUGGGGCUCAGCUUAUGUGCAGUGAUCUUCCUAUCCACUAGCAGUUGCAGAAUUGGAACUAUUGUAAUUACAUGGGGUAAGUAGGCAUCUAGUUUUUCAUAAGUCCUGAUUUCUGGGCUACUGAUCCUUGGGCUUUCUGUGCUCUGUUUUCACCAAACAAAAGCUGCAAGUUUAAAAAUAUAAGUAAAGGUAAUAGCUGACCAGCAGUAAAUCAGAAAAUAAAAUGUACUUCUUUUUUUAAAAAAAAGAAAGCUAAAAUACUGUGAAGAAAGGAUAUCUUUCAUUAUAUGCCCAGUAGGUGUGCAAAGCUUACUAUCAAAAUGCUCUUGCUAUAGCACAAAUCAGUGAUCCAGGUUGUCCUAUAUACUUUUUAAAGUGUGCUGUACCAUACCAGCCUCUGUAUUACAUUUCUGAAUGUCUUGGUGCCAAUAGUUACAAGGCAGGUUCUCCUGACACUAGCAACUAAUUCAGAAGAGUUUAGCACAAAGCAGUGGGAGCUUGGAACAGCCCCUGCCAAGAGAUUGAAGAAGCAAAUGUGAUUAAACUGUUCUUUUUUAUAUUAUUAUACCAGAAAAAUGUGACAGUGAGUUGACAUACUGUAAAACUGUUUAGAUCCAUACCAAGAAUAAAAGCUGAGCUUGUGUGAGAGAGAA
Molecule: messenger RNA, 6873 nt
Organism: Alligator mississippiensis (American alligator)
Lineage: Eukaryota; Metazoa; Chordata; Crocodylia; Alligatoridae
Gene: NRK
Product: Nik related kinase
Exons: 31
Coding region: 182-3886 (1234 amino acids)
Biological process (GO): protein phosphorylation
Molecular function (GO): protein kinase activity; ATP binding
Source: RefSeq, a predicted model, not a curated record